AAGUCCAGUUCGGUUUUUACGUGAAGCUCCAAAAAUCUAUGAAAUGUGUUUGCAUGUUCUUCUCCGCGAGCAGGGAUGUAGAGGUGGGAUCGCAAGAAUCGAAAGGUUGGAGAGCCCGCACGCUCGCUUCCGAGAAAGUACGUUUACUAUAAUUUAUCAUUCCGUUUCCCCCGCGUUGAUUUCAGGCUUGGCUUGUAACAUUUCCGCUGGGUUAGAAUUUAUUUUUUCCUUCUUUUUGGCACCAAUCUCCGCAGCAGCCACGGAGACGGACCGCUUGGACAGUUGGAUCCCUCCCCUCCGCUCGUUUCUGCUUUGGUUUCAUUUCCUCUGAGCAAAGAUGUGGGUGGAGCUGUAGAGCAGGGUUGCGGGCUCCGGGGGCUUCCAUUGGCCGAUUCUUCAGCAGGAGGGGAGGUGCCGCUCUCGCCUGGGCUCUGAGCAGGACCGGUAGCACCGCCCCCCCCACCCCACCCCACCCCCUCACGCGACCGCGCCCGAGCCUGUCCCGCGAUCAUGUCCAGCGGGCGACCCGAGACCAGCCGACCAGCGGAGGCCCCGGAGAAGGGCGGGGACGAGGCAGCGUCGCCCCCGGCUACUGAGCGUCGGAGCCGGAGCGGCAUCAUCAGCGAGCCACUCAGCAAGAGCCUGAAGAAGUCGCGGGCGCUGUCUCAGUACACCGCCAGUGGCUCCGCCUCCAAUGGACUGCCCGCCCACAAGGGCGAAGCCAAGGCCAACGCCGCCCCAGGCCAGCGCCGGGACGCCGCCGCGCUCGCCAAGCCUGAGCGGACCCUGGAGCAGCUCCUGGAGGGUCAGAACGGGCUGCUGCACUUCGCCCAGGCGGCCGCGCUGCUCAAACGCGCCGGCAUGGAGCAUGUGCUGCUGCCGAGCGAGCAGGGGGCGGGGCUGGGCGAGCUGGAGGGCGUGUCGGGCGCAGACUCGCCCGCCGCCGGCCCCGGGGACUUCCCCUAUCUGGGCGGCUUCCCGUUCAACCCGGGCCUGUUCAUCAUGACACCGGCGGGGGUGUUCCUGGCUGACAGCGCCCUACACAUGGCCGGCCUGGCCGACUACCCGGCGCAGGGCGAGCUGGCCUCCGCCAUCAGCGCCGGCAAGAAGAAGCGGAAACGCUGCGGCAUGUGCCCGCCCUGCCGCCGGCGCAUAAACUGCGAGCAGUGCAGCAGCUGCCGAAACCGCAAAACCGGACACCAGAUCUGUAAAUUCCGCAAGUGUGAGGAGCUUAAAAAGAAGCCGUCCGCCGCUCUGGAGGUAAGGGCCUGAGGUGGGCGGGGCCGCGGAGAAGGUGAUGCUGCCGACAGGGACGGCGUUUCCAUGGUUCCAGUAGGACCGCCAGGCCCAAAGCUCUGUGAUGAAGUGCAAUGCCACCCGGCUCACUCGGACUCUGGAACGGACUCUCUGAAAACAAACAAACAAACAAGCAAACACAAAAAAUAAUACCAGAAAAUGAUAAUUAUCAUGAUUAAUGGAUGCACCUACUUACUCCUGAACCAAAAAUAAACAU
Megalops cyprinoides (Indo-Pacific tarpon) is the source of this 1513-nucleotide messenger RNA. RefSeq names its product CXXC finger protein 5a (gene cxxc5a). The transcript has 3 exons. Gene Ontology annotation, molecular function: methyl-CpG binding; zinc ion binding. Gene Ontology annotation, cellular component: nucleus. Lineage: Eukaryota; Metazoa; Chordata; Actinopteri; Elopiformes; Megalopidae. Bases 511 to 1272 code for a protein of 253 amino acids. The record is from RefSeq and is a predicted model, not a curated record.